CGAUCAAUAGCACGCACACCAUGCCAUCAUUAACAAGCACGAAAUCUGGAAAUGCGUCUGUAUCAGAACAUUCCCGUGAAGCAGCCGAGUAUCUGAACAAGAACAAAGUACCGCAGAUUAUUCAGCAACUCAUUUGUGCGUGUCUUUACGAGCAACCAGAUGACCCAAGAGAGUUCAUGGUCCGGAAACUGGAGGAAAUGCGGAGUGCAAGGGCUAGAGGUCAAUCCCUUAUACUGUUUACGAGAGGCGACCUACAAGCAUUGUUUCGCAUAUUUGAUGUAACUGGGCGAGGUUGGAUAACAAAGGAGCAGUACGACGCAGCAAUGAAAAACAUUGGCGCGGCGGAAAAGUCAAAUCAGCGGCCAAGUGGUGUGGAUCAGAACCGAAUACGAUCCGACACCUUUGUGGAGGAAGCAUUGUCUGCACUUAGCCGGGCAUAACUAAUACAAAGUUAGACUAGGGAAAUCAGAUGGAUGUGGAUUGUAAGAGCUGGCACCUGACAUUUGCAGCUUUAAUGCAUCUCUCUCUAGUUUAUUAAAUAGAGUCCAUAAAGCACAUCGUUAUCUGGCAAA
Spizellomyces punctatus DAOM BR117 is the source of this 572-nucleotide messenger RNA. RefSeq lists its product as uncharacterized. The transcript has 5 exons. Gene Ontology annotation, molecular function: calcium ion binding. NCBI's taxonomy places the organism in Eukaryota, Fungi, Chytridiomycota, Chytridiomycetes, Spizellomycetales, Spizellomycetaceae. The record is from RefSeq and is a predicted model, not a curated record. The coding region runs from base 21 to 440 and encodes 139 amino acids.